CGUGCGUGGUGACGAACAUAACCUGGAUAAUCGGAGUGCUGAAAUUUUUGUUUACGUUCUUUUUUAAUAUAUAUAUAUAAUAAAAAUAGUAAAAAAAUUAGUAGUGUCCAUUUGUAAAUAAUGGAAAAUAAUUGUGAUUUAAUAAAAACAAUUGAAGACGAUCAGGAUGUUCCCGAUUAUUCGGAACCAUCGGAUGAAGAAGAUGACUUUCAGCCAAGAAAACAGAAGAAAAAAGAGCGUAAAGAUUUUGAAAAUGAUUUUCAAUUUAUAAAUAAUACAUCGGAAUAUAAUGAGGAUCCAUGGAAUGAUUUAAAUAAAUAUAUUAAACGUAAAGCAAAAACAAAACUCGAUGAUAAAAUAAAAAAAGCUCGUUUAGAACGUAAGAAUGAAUUAAAUGAAGACGAUUUAGAGGUGAAAGAAAUUCACGAGGCUGAUACAAUUUAUCUUUCUGACGAGGAUUUAAAGAAAGAUGUAUUUAAAACAAAGGAAAAGAAAGGGAAAAAAUUUGUGAAAGAAAAGGAUAAGGAAUUGAUGGAUUUUGAGGAAUGUUCCAAUUAUGAUACGUCUGCAACUUUUUACCAGAUGAAUCUCUCGAGGCCUUUAAUGAAGGCGUCGGCGUCAAUGAAUUUUAUUCAUCCAACGCCAAUUCAAGCGGCGACAAUUCCAGUUGCUUUAAUGGGUCGCGAUAUUUGUGGUUGUGCCGCAACUGGAACGGGCAAAACGGCGGCUUAUAUGCUGCCAACAUUGGAAAGAUUACUUUACAGACCAGUUGAAGGCGCUGCGAUUACUCGAGUUCUCGUUUUGGUUCCAACAAGAGAAUUGGGCGUUCAAGUUUAUCAAGUCACAAAACAAUUGGCACAAUUCACGACCAUUGAAAUUGGUUUGUCCGUUGGUGGUCUCGAUCUUAAAGUUCAGGAAUCAGUGUUGAGAAAAAAUCCAGAUAUCGUAAUUGCGACUCCUGGUCGUUUAAUUGAUCAUUUAGCGAAUACACCGUCUUUUUCCUUGGACACAAUUGAGGUUUUAAUUUUAGAUGAAGCCGAUAGAAUGUUGGACGAAUAUUUUGCGGAGCAAAUGAAACAUAUUGUGAGACAAUGUUCAAGAACACGUCAAACUAUUCUUUUCUCAGCGACAAUGACUGAGGAAGUUAAAGAUUUAGCCGCCGUUUCAUUGGAGCGGCCAGUUAAAGUUUUCGUCGACAGUAAUCAGGACGUGGCUUUCAAUUUGAGACAAGAAUUCAUUCGCAUCCGCAAGGAGAGAGAAAGAGAUCGUGAGGCAAUUUUAGCGGCACUUAUUUGUCGUACAUUUCACGAUCAUACGAUGGUUUUUGUACAAACAAAAACACAAGCGCAUCGACUUCAUAUUUUACUCGGAUUAUUGGGAGUCAAUGUUGGUGAAUUACAUGGAAAUUUAACGCAACCGCAACGUUUGGAGAAUUUACGAAAAUUUAAAGACGAGGAAAUUGACGUUUUAAUUGCAACCGACGUCGCUGCUCGCGGUUUAGAUAUCAGUGGGGUUAAAACUGUUAUUAAUUUUGUUAUGCCCGCAACAUUACAACACUACAUUCAUCGAGUUGGAAGAACGGCAAGAGCUGGACGUGCGGGUGUUUCGGUAUCAUUGGCCGGCGAACAGGAGCGAUCACUUGUUAAAGAAGUGAUAAAACAAGCGCGAAAUCCAGUGAAAAAUCGUAUAAUACCACCGGAUAUUAUUGAGAAAUAUUAUAAAAAAUUGGAAUCAUUUGCCGAUGAUAUAACACGUAUUUUAGAUGAGGAGAAACAUGAGCGAGAACUUGCAAAAUUAGAAAAUCAAGCAAAUAGAAUGGAGAAUUUAUUGAAAGGAAGCGAGGGACAAACGCGAACUUGGUUCCAAACAAAGAAAGAGCGAAAGGACGAAAAAGAAAGAUUGCAAUUAACGGAAAAGAAAUCGACGCAAUUGAAGAAGGAAAAAUUGAAGGAAAAGGAAAAUGGUAAGGAAAAUAAAAAGAAGAAACAAGAUAAAAAAAAUGAACCAAUUGAUGAAGCUGAGGAGCGUGUUAAUAAGGAAUUGGAAAAAGUUGCAGCAUUUCAAGCGCGUGCUGCUAAACGAAUGAAUAAACAAAAGAAAAUUCGUACUGUCGUUGAGAAUGAUUAUCAUUCGAUGGAUAAGAAAAAAUUGAAGAGAAAAGCAAAAUCAUCAUUUGUUGAGGAUUUAACAGACACAAGUCGCAAAGGAGUCAAACGAAUGCGUUACGAGGCAAAUAAAAAAAGUCCGAGAAAAUUUCCAGGCGCCAAAAAAGGACAGAAAAAAGGUGAUAAUAAAUUUACAUCGAGAGGGAAGGGUCCAAAAAAAUCUUUUGGAAAACGUUGACGAAAAAAAAAACAAACAAAAAAGGAAUUUUUGUCAAAGAAAAAGAAAUGACAAAGAAAACAAAAAUCAAUCUCGAACGAAAGAAAAAAAAUGAAAAUAAAAUGAAAUUAUUUUUGAAUUUCGCAAAACUAAUUUUUUUUUGUAAAUAAAAAAAGAUUUUUAAAUUGAAAUUUUGUUUUUUCUUAAUUUUUUUUUUUUUAUUAUAGAUCCAAUACAAUACUUGCGGUCACAAAAAUUUUGACAAUUCAAAUGACUUUAAAAUCUGCUUUCUCUUGUUUCGUCGGGAAAUUUCAGCACUCGAUUUUCUUUUUUUUGUAUCAAAAAAAAAACUUAUUCGUCGUUAUUUUUUUUAGAAUACCAAAUUUUUUCUAAGAAUUGUAAACAAAAAUUUUAACGAUUCUUUUUUUAUUUCUAUAUGGUGAAAUAAAAUUCGUACUGGAAUUUCAUUGAAGAAAAUAGAAAAAUGCAGUUCCAUGUGUUUUUUUUUAUUUUUUAUUUACUUUCUAGAUUUUUAUUUACCUUAACUUCAAAAAUUAUUAAUUAUAAUUAAUAUUAUUACUUAUUUCCUUAAUAUUUUUUUUUUUUUGUUUUGUUUUUAUUUUAAACUUCACUUAACUUUUUUUUUUUUUUCUUCACUUAUUCAUUAUUAAAUUCUUACUUGUUUAUCAAUUAAUCAAUUAAUUUAAAAUAAUUCAUCAUGCUUAAAAAUUAUAUUUUUUUUUUUAUAAUCUGAAAAAACGACGGCACAUUCGAUGAAAGGAAAAAAAAAUAGAAAAAAAAAAUAUAUAUAUAUAUAUAUCACACAUCUCAUUCACACACAUUCUUUUCUUUUUUGUAUUAAAAAAAAAAAAAAAGAACAAUUAAACAAUAGCGAGAAUCUCGCGUAAGAAAAAAAUUUAUAUAUAUAUUUAUAAAUAAGAACACGGCCUGGAAAAAAUGGAAAAAAAAAUUUUUUCCAAGAAAGUUGAAUUAAAUAUUUAUAUUUCUAACUUAAUUUCAAAAAAUUUUCCUUUCUUUUUCUCCAAAUAUUUAUAAAAAUAAAACAAAGACAAAAAAAAAAACGAUUCAACUUUCUUGGUAGAAAAAUUAUUUUUUUUAUAUAUUUAGAGAAAAAAAAAAAACUGUUUCGCAAUCAGAAUUCUAAAUAAAUUAACAAACUCUUUUUUUUCAACCACAAAUUGCAUUUAAAUAAUAAUAAUAAUAAUAAUAAUAAUAAUUCUCAAUACUUUACACAAAACAAAUUAAUUUUCGUCAAAAACGGAUUUUUUUUUGCAAAAUUUAAUAUUUUCACACAAUGUGCAAUUAAAAUUUUUUUUAUUUUUUUUUAUAUAAAUAAAUGAAAAUUAAUUUUUUCAUUUUAUAAAGAAAUGAAAAUUAAUUUUUUCACUUUAUAAAUAAAUGAAAAUUAAUUUUUUCACUUUAUAAAUAAAUGAAAAUAAAUUUUUUUCAUUUUAUAAAUUAAUGAAAAUUAAUUUUUUCAUAUUAUAAAUAAAUGAAAAUUGAAUAAAUUUUUUCGUAUAUAUAUAAAAAAAAACAGAAUACAUAUAUAUAUAUAGAAGGGGGGGACAAAAAAAAAUUUUUUUUCAAAAUAAACUCCCUUGAAAUUCAAAGAGAAAAAAAAAAUCAUUUUUUUUUUCUUUUAUAUUUAGAAAAGAAAAAACAAAUACGCGAAAAUUCGCAAUUUUUUUUUUUUUGUUGUUUGUUAAAGAGCAAAAUUCUAUCAAGUGUGUGUGUGUGUCUUUCUGUGUACAAAUAGGAGAUGAAAAAAAAAAAAAAUAAUAAUCAAUUAACGUCAUAGAUAAAAUUCUAUCCUAAAAAUUGUUGAAAUUAUGAAACAAUUCUCGAAAUUUUGAAAACAGAAAAAAAAAAAGAAAA
This is a messenger RNA of Leptopilina boulardi, 4218 nucleotides long. It is a transcript of the gene Rs1, whose product is annotated as probable ATP-dependent RNA helicase DDX27. The record is from RefSeq and is a predicted model, not a curated record. Lineage: Eukaryota; Metazoa; Arthropoda; Insecta; Hymenoptera; Figitidae. The transcript is spliced from 13 exons. Bases 121 to 2343 code for a protein of 740 amino acids. Gene Ontology annotation, molecular function: RNA helicase activity; nucleic acid binding; ATP binding.